UGCGUGUGUUUUUGUUAUUGUUGUAGGUUAGUGGAACAGCUGAGAGCGAAGAGACGUCGUUGUGCAUCUUUAAAAAAACGUUGAAUCGUUUUCUGACACGGAUGGACUUUGUCUGCCUUUAAUCUAAAUAGGGACGGAUCAAUUGGACAAUCUGAAGAGCAAACAGACCAGAAUAAGAUACUCACCAGUGUUAUUGUGUUGCCAUGGAGAAGGCCUGGAGGGUGGAGUUUAGGAACGUGGGUAGUAGCUACUUCCCUCAGAGCCGCGUGGAAUGCCACUACAGCAUCAGCUCGCAACAUACCUGGGCCAGCCAUGACUGGGUCGGGCUCUUCAAGGUGGGAUGGUUGUCAGUGAAGGACUACCACACCUUUGUUUGGGCCCUGGCCCCGGAAGGCUACCAGGAGGGCACAGAUGUCAACUGCUGUGUUAACUUCCAGGCCUCCUAUCUGCCCAAGUCCAGUUCCCAGCAGUACCAGUUUGUGUACGUGGAUGGGAAGGGAGAGGUGUGCUCUGCCAGCUCCCAGUUUACCUUCAGCGCCCCUAAACCUUUGGAGGACCUGGUCACCCUGGAGGAAGGAGCCCACGGAGAGGAGGGGGGGACCGACAUGCUUCUGGUCGUACCCAGGGCUGAGCUACUGCAGAGUCGCCUGCAAGAGUGUCUUCGGGAGCGAGCCGAGCUGCUCCAUGCACGGGAGUCAGCCGAGAGGAUGAAGGAGAGAGAGAGGGAGAAGUACAGGAGGGCAAGAGAGGCGUGGGACAGAGGCUGUGAGGAGCUGGAGAGGAACAUCGCAGACCUGAAGGAAGAGCUGCGAGAAAGCAGAGACAGGGUGGAAGAGAUGGAGAGGAGGCAGGAGGAGGUGGAGGCAUCAGGAGAGGCCUUGGCUCAAGAGAAGAGAUCCAUACUGACUAUGAAAGCAGCCAGCGAACAGCGAAUCAGAGAGCUGGAGGAUGACAUUAAAGCCCUGGCACUGAAGGCUUUGGAACGAGAGACUGAACUGGAGAGGAUGAAGGAGAGAGCCAAGAAGCAAGCAGUUCAAAGGAGGGAGGAGGAGAAAGAGAGGAAAGUUCUGCAGCUCAAGCUGGAGCAGUCCGAGGGGGAGCUGCGCAGUCUGUCGGCUGAGUUCCAGGGUCUGAGGAGCUCCCUGGCCCAGAGAGACACACACGCCCUACAGCUACGUGACACCAUCACCACCCUCACAUACAGGCUGAGUACGGCGCAGCGGAAAGAGGUGGAGAGCGAGGCCGCCCUGGCUGAGAUGCGGGGCCUGCGGGAGCGUCUGGGGGCCAGUGAGCGUUGUGCCGAGGGCCUGAAGGGAGAGCUGUGUGCCCUGGUGGCCCAGAGGGACCAGGGCCAGACAGAGCUGCACCAGGCCAGGCUCCAAGCGGCACAGCUCACCCUGCAGCUAGCCGACGCCAGCCUGGCCCUGAGGGAGGCCAGAGCACACUGGGCCCAGGAGAGACAGAGCCUGCAGUGCAGCACUGAGAAGGCCAGAGAGCGUCUGGAGAAGCUGAAUGGAGAGACGCAGCGGAUAGAGAAGAAGCUCCAGGAGGAGAGGAUGGAGAGAGAGAAGGUGGAAGUGGAGCUGGGAAGAGAGAAGGACUGUAACCGGGUGCAGCUGGGUGAGACAUGCAGGGAGCUCCAGGAACUGAAGGCCAGUCUGAGGGUGGCCCAGAAGGAGAAGGAGCAGCUGCUGCUGGAGCAACAGGACCUGAUGGAGUACAUGGGUCAGGUGGAACAGAGGAGGGAGGCUUUGGCAGAUGCCAAGUGGAGCGCUGCGGUGUUCGCCUCCACCAGCCUCCAUGACAGUCCUCUGUCUGACUCUGAGGAUGAGAACCCUGAGGCCCUGCAGCCCUCCCGCCAACCCUGCAGGCAGCCCCCCCCCCCCUCCUCCCGCCCCCUUGCCCACUACAGCCUGUGUGACCCCCAGGCCCAGCCUGACUCCCUGCUCCCCUCCACCCCCCCUUCCUCCCCCAGAGACAUGUCCCGGUCCCUGUCCCGAGGGGGCGUCGUCAUCAGCCAGCCCGCUCCCCUGUUGUUGCCCAGGCAAUCGGGCGGAGACACCCUAACACACAGCUCUGAGUCGGAGGAGGAGAAUAACACCGACCAGUGCGGAGGACACAGCUCUGGAGAGGAGGCAGCCCUGCUGCUGCCUGAGACCACAGACACAGUCCUCAGGCUGAGUAUGGCUCUCAGAGAUGGACGUUUUGAAUAUCGGGUCGUAAAAGAAGUUGAGUGUGGAGGGGAGGAGAAAGGGAGUGUGUACGACGGAGGCAGCGCGAGGGAGGGAAGAGGCCAGUGAGGGAGAAGGAGGGGAGAGAUGGGAGGACAAGGGGACAGGUAAGUUGACAGCUGGCUAUAGCAAUGAUUUAGCUACAGGCUAGUACUGGAGUCACGGGCCAAUUUUCAGCAUCAUUAAAGCACUCUCUCUCCCACUCUUUCACUCUCUAUUUCUCCCUCCCUCCUUCUCUCGCCUCCUUUUUUCUUU
Molecule: messenger RNA, 2486 nt
Organism: Oncorhynchus gorbuscha (pink salmon)
Lineage: Eukaryota; Metazoa; Chordata; Actinopteri; Salmoniformes; Salmonidae
Product: calcium-binding and coiled-coil domain-containing protein 1-like
Exons: 15
Coding region: 204-2300 (698 amino acids)
Source: RefSeq, a predicted model, not a curated record